Molecule: messenger RNA, 787 nt
Organism: Homarus americanus (American lobster)
Lineage: Eukaryota; Metazoa; Arthropoda; Malacostraca; Decapoda; Nephropidae
Product: poly(ADP-ribose) glycohydrolase-like
Exons: 4
Coding region: 76-519 (147 amino acids)
Biological process (GO): regulation of DNA repair; nucleotide-sugar metabolic process; carbohydrate metabolic process
Cellular component (GO): nucleus; cytoplasm
Molecular function (GO): poly(ADP-ribose) glycohydrolase activity
Source: RefSeq, a predicted model, not a curated record
AAUUUUAUAUAUAUUUUUUUAAAGGAGUUUGAAGAAGAGGAACGUGAUUAUUUCUUCAGUAACACCUUACCAGCAAUGAUACGUCUAGCUCUGAAUUUACCCAAGCUUGUUACGCAGCCCCCACCACUCCUUGUUAGUCGAGCCGCACACUCCAUCACGCUCUCACAGAUGCAGAUUGCAUCUCUUCUAGCAAAUGCCUUCUUCUGUACAUUCCCACGAAGAAAUGCAAAGGGAAGUGAGACUGAAUAUGCAAAUUAUCCUGACAUUAAUUUUAACAGAUUAUUCUUCCAUAAAGAGAAGCGAGCAUUGGAGAAGAUGAAGUGUUUACUUAAUUAUUUCCGACGAGUGACAAGAAAAGAGGCAACUGGAAAUGUGACCUUCACCCGACAGUACAUCUGCUAUCAAGACUUACCAGCCUGGGAAUCCUCCUCUAACCACUUACCAAAGAUUCACAUUAACACCAAUGGCCUAAUAGAAGAUGCAAGUGGAUUACUUCAAGCUGACUUUGCAAACAAGUAAGAAUUUCAAUAGGCAGAAACUCCUUCCUUUUUUUAGAAUAUGAGAUAUGUGACUUAAAUAAAGAAUGGAAUACAUAUUCUGAUUUAGUGACUGUAGUUAACCCCUUCAUGAAUUUUUAUAGGAAAUUAAGAAAAAAUAGCUGAAGGGUUUAAAAUGACUUUAAGUAAUCAACCAUCCUGGGAGUCAGAAAAUAGAAAGACAGGUAUUGUUGACCCCAUUCUAUAUUUUACCCAAGGAUUUUAAUCUUACCUUUAGGCUGAGUUUCCCA